Molecule: messenger RNA, 2805 nt
Organism: Hyla sarda
Lineage: Eukaryota; Metazoa; Chordata; Amphibia; Anura; Hylidae
Exons: 3
Coding region: 254-1675 (473 amino acids)
Cellular component (GO): nucleus
Source: RefSeq, a predicted model, not a curated record
UACUAAACUCUGACUAGAUAGUUUGUUUUUUACCCCUUUUUUUCUAUCUUUCUUUUUGCGUCUGUGCGACAAAUUUACUAAAUUGUCGCACGAGCUUAGUAAAUUUGUCGCACGUAGGCAAAAGCGGGAAAAUUACUUCAGAUAGUCAUUUAAAUAGUCAGCAUUCUUCCCUGGCUUUGUGAGCAGCCCUGCCUUUGCAGACGCUGUCCUUUUGAGCUGUUUAAAGGGAAAGUUUGCAUUUUGGAGUGCUAACAUGGCGCAGGUUGCCUCAAAAAGAAAGGCUAAAACUAAAAAUCUUGUACCUACUCCUUCUGCGGUUGUCCAAAUAUUCGAGAGUAUGUCAGGGCCCACAGCUACUCUUGAUCAGGAUGCAGGUUCCUCCAUUCCACCUUCUUCUGAUUUGUCUGAUGUUGAAGCCUCUGGGGUCCAUUCAAUGAGGCGUAGUCGUGGCAUUAAGAAGAAAAAUUACACCGAUCAGGAGAUGGAGGUCCUUGUAGAUGAGGUUAUUGAAAAUUACAAGAUCCUUUUCCCGGGGAAAAAUGAUAAGUGCCCCAUGGUUAUCCGAAACGCGGCAUGGUCCAAUAUAAUGCAGAAAGUGAAUGCACUGGGAAUUUGUAAGCGAACUGUGCCAGAAUUGAAAAAAAAAUGGUCAGACUUAAAAAAAAAAGUGAAGGCAAAAUUAGCUGUCAUAGCAAGAUAUGCCCGCCAGACAGGUGGUGGUCCAUCAUGCCCUGAAAAAUUAACCCUGUUUGAGGAAAAGGUGGGCUCCACAUGUCGUCGGGAACAGAUAGAAGGGUUCGGAGAGGCCGAUGUAUGCAUGCAAGCAAUAUCGUCAUUUCACAUCCAGAGUCAAGAAUCUACCGCUGAAAAUGUGGAAGAAGAAAUUGCAGGCGAAAAUUCAGAACAUGCACACUCUGAGGCUGUGACGGGCCAAGAGGACAUUGGUGUUGUUGACGAAAAUGUGCCAUGUCACAGAGAGGAGCUAUUGUUACCCAGUGAUUUGGGUCUAAGUGCAAAUCAAACAACCUACAUAAAUGAUUAUACGAACCAACAUUUGCAAUUCAUGACCAGGGUAGAUCGUCGCUUUGAGGACCUUCAACUGGGCAUGCAUAAGUUAGCGGACGCUUAUUUGACUGGUUCCAAUCAGAUCCAAAAGGGUCUAAAUCAAAUUGCCCAGAUCUUACAGGAAACCCCCCAAAAAAACUAUGCAAAUGUAGCAUCAAGGGCAACAAAUAGACCACCAACAGGGCAAAACACUGAACCUGAAAAUGUAGACUCACAUAUACUCCAAGUAUCGCCUUCGUCCGAACAAACAAACAUUAGUGCCACAUCCAUAACCACAGUAAGGUCCAAUGCCACCCAUAGUAUUAGUUCGGGGGAAUCGAUUUUGGAGGAUGAGGAUAGCUCAUCUGGGCAACCAAUCGAUUUAACUUUACCCCUUCCCCAACUGGCUACUUUGCCUAAUCAAAAUGACUUAAAUAUGGAUAAUUAUGCACAUUGCAGUUCGUCCGCACAUUUUUUGAUCUCAUGUAAGAAAGAGCUUGCAAUGGAAGACGUUGCUGUUAACUCGGACUCAGUAGCCCCCCACACUUUGGGAUUGAAAAAAAAGUUAGGUCCAGGCCAUCAGGCUCAAAAUAGAUCUCAACCCCCCCCAAACAAAAAAGCUAAAAAAUAAUCCCUUUUAAAUUUAAAAUGAGGUGUGAUUGUUAGUGCUCUUUACCUUGUUUGUAUUUGGUUGUUUUAAUAAGUGUACGUCAAUGUUUUACCUUUAAAUAGUGUUUAGUUUUGAAUGGGGUCUCCAAUUACCAUAAAACCAUAAACAUGGCCAUGACAAGUUUGUGACUAAUAAAUUUUACGACCCUAAGAUAUGGUGUGACAAUUUUUUGGAUGUUUAUUAGCAUAGUCUAAAAAAACAGACAAUAAAAAUAUUUGCAUCCACAAACAUUACAACUGUAAUCAAGCCGUAACAAAAGUGCAUAAUUAAGUCAAUGCACAAACCAGAUUUCAAUAGAUCAUUUUUAAGUUUAUUCUCUGUUUACUCAACCUGUCUACUUAACUAGUUAACAAACACGGUUCGUUGUAGUCCCAAUAGCACAAAUUUAGAAAGUUGGGGCUUAACGGGAAAAGAAAUUGACCGCGAUUUCAUUUCUUUUCUCAUUACCAGCCUGUGAACUUUCAUGCCCCAUUACUGGUGGGCAGUCUAUGCUAGCACGGAGGUCGGAAGCAAUUUCGAUGGGAAUUUGAUGGAGGAGGGCAAUAUUGUGAAGAACUGCACAGGACAACACUAUUUUCCCAACCAAAACAGGGUUGUACAGCAGUGCCCCCCCUGUAACAUCAAGGCAUCUAAAGCGAGAUUUAAUCUGUCCAAAAACACGUUCUACCAGGCUUCGUGUUCUCUUGUGUGCAGUAUUGAAGCGCUGCUGGGCAUCUGUCCGUGGUGCAAGGUAUGGUGUAAGCAACCAAGGGCAUAACCGAUAACCGUUGUCACCUGUAAAGAAUUAAACAAAUUAAGGAUGGCAUCAUGACAACAUCAAAAAAGGUGAAUUGGCUUUUACUUGAAUUCUGUAAUCAGCAUGACCCUCAAGGAACCUUGAAGCCUGCCUUGUAGUGGUUGGGAUGCUGUUUUAAAAGAUUCUGACUGCAGGAUAAACGUUGUAGGAUUUCCCAAAAUUGCUUCCCGUAAAGUUUGAGGGAAAACGGUUGUUUUCUGCUCAAAGUCAGCUGCGGACAACUAGGGGUGAGUUCACAUAUAACAGUCGUUCUGCACAGUUUCCCUCCCGCGUGCAACGAAGGGAAACUGAUGCU